CAAGCAAGCAUUAGUGCGAGAGAGGAAUAAUCACUGGCGUUUGAGAUGGUGUGAAACCAACGCAUGAGUGCCGACCGUGCCCUGCGAUGGCCAACACCGUCCUGAUCGUCGGCAGUGGGCCGAGCGGCUGCGCCUGCGCCGCGGCCCUGCUCGACGCGUCCAAGGACCCGACGCUGCGCGUCCUGGUCGUCGAGCGCGGCCCCGAGCUCGCGGCGGACGCGACGGCGCGCUGGGGCUUUCCCUCGUCGUUGAUGGAGGAGCGCGCGUACGCGGCCUGCGGCUACGCGCCCUUCGCGGGCUGCGCGUGGGCCGGCACCGUCGCGGCGCUCGGCGGCGGCUCGGCGCUGAACGCCGGCGCGCUGAUCGAGGACGAGACGUACUGGGCGAACGAGUGGGGCGGGUGCGGGGCGCGGUGGCGCCCGGCCGCCAUGGCGCGGUGCGCCGCGGCGGCGCUGGCGCGGCUCGGCGUCGACGCGGCGCCGCCGCCGGACCCGCGGAGCGACGUCUUCGUCGGCGCGUGCGGGGCCGCCGGGCUCGACGACGCCUUCCGGCCGCGGCUCGCGUUCGACCGCCGGGGCCGGCGCUGCGGCGCCUGGAGGCUGCUGCCCGCCGACGACGCGCGCCUGCGCGUGGUUCACGGCGAAGCGCUCCGGAUCCUGACGGCGGCCGGGCGCGCGACCGGCGUGCGGCUGGCCGACGGCGCGCGCCUCGAGGCCCGCGCCGUCGUCGUCGCGGCCGGCCCCGAGGAGACCGUCAAGCUGUUGCGGCGGUCGCAGCUCGACGGCGGCGGCGCCGUCGGCCGGGGCAUCUCGGACCACCCGUCCGUGGCCCUGCCGCUGCUCGACCUCCGCGGCGCGGCGCCGCCCGCGGCGGCGGCGGCCGCCGCGGCCGCCGCGGGCGCGCUCCUCCUGGGCGGGCGGCGCGGCGCGGCGGCGGCGGCGGCGGCGGCGGCGGCGGCGGCGGCCGCGCUCGCGCUGCGGCCGCGGUCGCGGGCGGCGGCGCGCGCGGCGCCGGCCGCCUACGCGGGCGUGGCCUGGGACGCGCGGCGCACGUUCCAGCUCAGCUACCUCGGGGGCCAGGGCGCCGUGUGCGUCGGGGGCUUCUACGGCGGCGCGCCGCGCGCGUGGCGCGGCGCGCGCGCUCCGGGCGGCGCGCCGCGCAUCACGGCCGCGGCGCGCGUGUUUCUGCGGACGACGGCGGCCCUCCUCCGGACCCUGGGCUGGACCGGCGGCCGCGAACCGGUGAGCGUGGGCGCGGUCGUCGCGACGGCCGCGGCGCCGGCGACGCGGCGCGCGCUGGACGGCGGGGAGGCGCCGCCGUUGCACGCGCAGGACGUGGAGGUGCUGGUGGACGGGCUGCGCGCGGCCGCGACCGUGACCGAGGCGCUGCUGAAGGCGCGCGACCCGCCGGCCGGGCCCUGGACGCGCGGACUCGAGGCCGCGGCGUACCGGGUCCUCUCGGUCUGCGGCGCCGCGCCGCGGAUGGACCGGUCGGACGCGGAAGCCUUUGUUCGUGGUUGCUGCGGUACGCUGUGGCACCCCGCCGGCGGGGCAUGCCGCGGCGACGCGCUCGACGCGGAGUCGCUCGAACUCCGCGGCUGCGAGGGCGUUUGUGUUGUCGGCGCGGCGGCGAUGCCUGCGCUCCCGCGGGUCAACCCGUCGCUGUCCUGCUACGCGAUGGGCUGGCGCCUCGGGGAGCUCCUCGCCGCCGAAUAGAAUCGUACUAUUG
This is a messenger RNA of Pelagomonas calceolata, 1728 nucleotides long. The record is from the annotation of a GenBank genome assembly. NCBI's taxonomy places the organism in Eukaryota, Pelagophyceae, Pelagomonadales, Pelagomonadaceae.